AUGGCUUAUCAGAUUCGCCGAUUAAAGGCAAGAAUAACAAGAAUUCAUACUCAGGACGAGGAUUCAGACGAGCUUGAAACACCUACUUCAUCACCUUUUUCUAAUAUACAAUAUGACCGAGAAAAAUCAAAUUCACAAGAUUUAAAUUCUAAGUUUCUUGAAAAAAACCCAAGAAAAGAGUCUAAAAAUUUCCGUCUAAGCUUUGGAUUUGAGGAAAGAGAUGAAAUGAAUAUUUAUGAACAGGAUAAAGAAGAUUUUGUAAAAAAAAAAAAUCAUCUUAAACAGGAUUUUCUAGAAGAACAAGGAAUCAAAGGCUCUCCUCUUAUUCAUAAAGUUUUAGAAUCUCAUGAAAAAACAUCAAAGGUAACUCCAAAAUACAAUUCGGAUUAUUUAUCUAAACUUCGACUAUCUACACCAUCUACACCUAAGGAAUUUUGUAAUAUAUAUAAAGAAAAUGUUGAUAUUGAUAAUUUGCAUAUAACGGAAAAAAAUUCACAACUUUCUGUUAAGAUUCCAAAGAUCUUAGAUGAAGGAAUCGUCAAAGCUUUGAAAGAAAGGCGUCUAGAGAAAAGAGAGCAAAAUAGAUUAAACAAUGUUUAUAUUCCCUUAGAAGAUGAUGAUCAAAUAAUUUUAUAUUCAAAAUCAAAUGAAUCACGAUUACAGCGUGAAGAUGACAUAUUUGAUAAUGAUGGUAUUGAAGGGUUAAGAGAAUAUGUAGAUGAUAGAAUUAUACUUUCUAAAGACCUAAAAAAAACCCAAGAUAAGCAAAAAUAUAUUGAAAUGAAAAAUUCUAUUAAAAAUAUUCAAGAUAGUGAUAUUGAUGAAGAUGCUUCAGAAGAAGAAGAAUCUAAAUGGGAGCAAACUCAAAUACGCAAAGGUGUCUAUGGUUCAAAGCUUAUAAACAUGAAUUUAUCACCUUCAAAAAAGAAUCAGCCAAUUCCUUUAGAAAUACAAACAUUUGAAAAUUCAAUAAAUCGUUUGAAAACAAUACUAUCUUCUAUGAAAUCCGAAAAAGACCUCAUGUUAUCUCAAAUUAAAACAUUAACUUCAGAAAAAGAGGACAUUUUCAAAAAAGAAGCAAUUAUAAAAGAAUCUCUUCAGAAAGCAUCACAAGAAUAUUCCAAUAUUCAACUAAAAAUAUCUGAAACUAAUUCACCUUUUCGUGGUCUUGAUUCAAUGACAUCCUAUUCACUUAAACAAUCCCCUCUUUCUCAAACUAUUUCAUAG
Molecule: messenger RNA, 1227 nt
Organism: Pneumocystis murina B123
Lineage: Eukaryota; Fungi; Ascomycota; Pneumocystomycetes; Pneumocystales; Pneumocystaceae
Exons: 5
Coding region: 1-1227 (408 amino acids)
Biological process (GO): spliceosomal complex disassembly; mRNA splicing, via spliceosome
Cellular component (GO): nucleus; U2-type post-mRNA release spliceosomal complex
Molecular function (GO): DNA binding
Source: RefSeq, a predicted model, not a curated record